AUGGAGAAGAACGGAAAAAUGGCAUUCCUUGAUGUUGAAAUUGGAGUACGUAUGGACGGCUCUGUGAGCCAUACUGUCUACAGGAAAACAACGCAUACCGACCGAUAUCUUCAUGCUAACUCACACCACCAUCCUCGACACUUAAACGCUGUAGUAGCAUCUUUGACCAAUCGCGCAUAUGACCUUUGUGAUGAAGACCACCUACAAUCUGAGCUAGCACACGUUGAAAAGGUCCUACAGCGGAAUGGAUAUAAAGUGGGAAACACAGCUACACGGGAUCAUAAGUUACUGCGACAGUACAGGGUUGAAAGACAACCAGCAUUUAUGCCAUAUCUUAAAGGAGUGACAGAUAAGAUAGCUAGAGUCCUGGGCAAAUAUGCGGUGAAGACUAUCUUCACUCCUUUCAAGAAGAUAGGGCAAAUGUUGCGUUCACCUAAAGAUAGCUUUCCCCUGGAAAAACCCGGAGUUUACAAAAUCGACUGUAGUUGUGGUAAAUCCUAUAUUGGACAGACGAAACGUACGGUAUCUUGUCGUAUCAACGAACAUAUCAAGGCGAAUUCACGAACUGUGGCAAACCGCGAACGAGAAUCAAGCGCUGAACGUUCUCAACGUCUGACCGCACAGAAUUCACGAACUGUGGCAAAUCGCGAACGAGAAUCAAACGCUGAACGUUCUCAACGUUUGGCCGCACAAAAUUCCAUGGAGGAAUGGAAAUAUAAUCAAGCGUUGAACGUUCCCAUCGACUAG
Messenger RNA from Vanessa tameamea, 747 nucleotides. RefSeq lists its product as uncharacterized. NCBI's taxonomy places the organism in Eukaryota, Metazoa, Arthropoda, Insecta, Lepidoptera, Nymphalidae. Bases 1 to 747 code for a protein of 248 amino acids. The record is from RefSeq and is a predicted model, not a curated record. The transcript is spliced from 2 exons.